UAGUCAGUCUGCGGAUGCCCCCUAACUUGCCCUAUGUUUUCUUCAUGUUGAAGCUAACGGCAACGGACCAUAAUAUGAGGCGGACAUUGACAUUGGUGCUGUCGCUUUAAACAUAUCUGAGUACCAGGAAGUAGCAGCUCCUGGAAAAACACCGCUGAAUAAAAGCCUACAGGUGGAUAACGUUACCGAUACCGGGCCGGCUCCCAUAGCCAGAGGUGGUGUGACUGUAACACAUCUUUAACGUUAGAUGAUGAUGAUAAAGGUUGUCGUGCUUUACUGUACCUAACGUUAACGUUACACGUCUUGCUGUCAGUUGUCUGUUCCGUUGUGUCGGUUAAGGAGUGAUUUUCCGUUACAUACCGUGAGCUAGCAGGUUAGCUCUAUUCUGUAGCUAACGUUUAGCUACUUGUGUGACAAAGCCAUGUUUGUGUCACAUUUGGAGCUAUGGAGAACAUAUUGGGAGUGUUCCAGACCUUACACGGUGUACAUCUGCUCCGUCACGGCCGCACUAUACUAUCUGUGGGGCCGCAAGUCUCAGGCAGCACAAAGGCACCAGCCCUGGUUUCUAGCAAGGCUUUUAGCGCAUUCCUCCACAAGCACUGUCCUGUUGUGGCUGAGCGCUUCAGUCCCACUCCGUGGUGCUGGGGAGGCCGGCUUCAAACCCUGGUCUGUGCCCUCCUCAAGUCCAGACCCACCGUCACUUAUCGCAAUGAGCUGAUCCGUACGGUUGACGGGGGUCAGAUCUCUCUGGACUGGGUGGACAAUUGGGAGAGUGCAAGCUACCCAGAAUCCUCUACCCGGCCCACAGUACUGAUCCUCCCAGGCCUGACAGGCAACAGCAAGCAGUCAUAUGUGCUCCAUACCAUUAGCCAGGCCACCCGCCGCGGCUACAGAUGUGUGGUCUUCAACAACAGAGGGCUAGGAGGGGAAGAGUUAUUGACGCCUGUCACCUACUGUGCAGCCAAUACCUCAGAUCUAGAGCGUGUGGUGCACCAUGUCAAAGGACUUUACCCACAUGCCCCUGUGCUUGGUGCUGGUGUGUCUAUGGGAGGCAUGUUAUUAUUGAACUACCUUGCCCGUAAGCGUACAGAGUCAGGGAUGGUGGCGGGUUUCACCAUCUCUGUCCCCUGGAAUGCACUGAAGUCCGCUGCCUCAAUGGAAGAACCUCUCAACUGGCUGCUCUUCAACAAAUACCUCACGAGCGGCCUGUGUGAUGCUGUUACCCGGCACAGGAAGGUUCUGGAGGAAGUAGCAGACAUUGACUAUGUCUUGAAGGCGCAGACUAUCCGUGAGUUUGACGAACGCUUCACCUCUUUGCUGUUUGGUUAUAAAACUUGUACGGACUAUUACCUUGAUGCCAGCCCAGACAAUAAACUCCCCAAUACAGCAGUACCCAUCUUGUGUCUCAAUGCUGCUGAUGACCCCUUCUCCCCCCAACAUGCCUUCCCGUUGACCACAAUCCAGAGCCUGCCGAAUGUUGCUCUGUUGUUGACGGCCCACGGUGGACACAUCGCCUUCAUGGAGGGUUUUUUUCCCCGGGGUGAGAGCUACAUGGAGCGCCUUUUUGGUCAGUUUGUUCAAGCUGCCUUUGAACACCCUAAGGACAUCAAGAAAGCCUGCGGCAUUAGGGAGGAGCAUAAAAGCUGAUCAUCUUUCACUUUGUUUGUACUCUGAACCUGACUGAAUACAAUAAUGACCAGCUAGCUGGGAGGAAUAUAAAGGUUCACUGGCGUCAUAGCAGUAGAACAGCAAUUUACAAAAAUGAUUGCCCCGCUUUGCAUGCUGUUAUCUUACCACAGAAAAUGGGUCCCCUCCAUGUUUGCACAGGGAAUGACCGACUGUAUUUUACCAUCAUAUUACCUUACUGCAAAUAUGCUUAUCUACCUCCUCAUCGUCUCAGGUUCUCCUUUAUUGAGCAAUCAACAAAGGUUUAAACUCAUUUUUUAAGUAUUCAAGAAAUCUUGCAGCCAACUAAUAAGUGAAUGUCUAAUAAUAUUGUAUCAACACAAAAAACAAUAUACACUAGUAGUACUAAUAUUAGUGAAUGAAUUAAUGAAUGUUAGUUUUAAA
Molecule: messenger RNA, 2070 nt
Organism: Sander lucioperca (pikeperch)
Lineage: Eukaryota; Metazoa; Chordata; Actinopteri; Perciformes; Percidae
Product: phospholipase ABHD3-like
Exons: 10
Coding region: 445-1647 (400 amino acids)
Biological process (GO): medium-chain fatty acid catabolic process; medium-chain fatty acid biosynthetic process
Molecular function (GO): acetylesterase activity; monoacylglycerol lipase activity
Source: RefSeq, a predicted model, not a curated record